Spirodela intermedia is the source of this 3777-nucleotide messenger RNA. Lineage: Eukaryota; Viridiplantae; Streptophyta; Magnoliopsida; Alismatales; Araceae. The record is from the annotation of a GenBank genome assembly.
AUGGCCUGCCUUCGAGCUUCCCUCGCCGCCGCCGCUGCCGCAUCGAGGACGACGGCGACGCCUUACACUAUGCCUUUCCUUUCUUCCGCUUGUUCCAGCCUCAGGUCGUACUCCCCCUCCGCCUCCCGCAUCUCCCUGAGGUUCUUCGCCGCCUCCCCUCUACGCCCACACAUGUAUCUGGUAAAUACCUUGCUGCUUGCUGUGGAUUCAAUGCGAACCUCUUUGAAGUUGAGAAUAGCGAUUUUUUAAUGGCAUUGCUCGCCGGUGUGCCUUCCUGUGCUGUUUUUUGGUGGCAGAAUCUGCAAACCGGAGUGGGGUUGGUGCGCGCCUUUUCCGGGAAACCUUCUGCAACGUCCUCCGCGUCUGAUCCUAGCCAGUUGAAAAGCGCGAGAAAAGAUAUCGAGGAGCUCCUUCGAACUACGUUCUGCCACCCGAUCAUGGUUUAGGAUAUAGCAACCUGCUGUUCUUCGAACUUUCUUCUUCCUCUAUUCUCGCUUCUUUUUAUGAGCGUUUAUGGUUGAUAUGAGAAUAGGUUGCAUUUGGUUGAUGACCUCUGGUACAUCACUACUUUGGGAUUUAGAAGCUGGAGGCUCUUGGUCCUGUUCCCCCGUCUGUUGAUUUCACUUGUAUCGGUGAUUCUUCUGAUUGCAAACUGCACUUUAUUGGCUGUUCGGCCUGGUAAACUACCAGUUUUAAUCCCACUCUGGUACUGUCAAUUGAUUCGUUGAUCGACGAUUAAAGUGCAGGACGUUUUAGUGCUCAUUGUGGGAAUUAUUUGGUCUUAUGUUCUGAAGCAAUCAAACUGUGUUUGCAUCGGUGCUGUAGAUAUUUGGUUUUUGAUUAUUUCGUUUUAGGGAGCUGGUAAAGUUUCCAAAGGGUUUAUUCGAUACAAGGGAGGAAUGAAUCGUUUAGAAAAUUGAAAUAUUGUAAAUUUAUUUCCCUUUUAGGGAGUGUGAAUGAUCCCAAUAUUGACAACAUUUGGCCCAGCUUCCAUUUGGAAAAUUCUGGGGACUUCUGAGGUCAUGAUAGUGGAGCCUUUCCAAUUUUGGUGGAAGAAAAGAAGUGAUAAAUUCUGUAGUCUGGUUAGAUGAAGGGCAAUCAUUCUCUAAUUUUCACUGGAAGGUUAAGCCGAAGAUGAAGCACAGGGAGCCCUUUGCUGCAUACAGGAAAAACGGCAAAUAUUUUAAUAUCAUUAGCUUCAAUCAAACUUAUUUGUGUGCAAUGUUCUAGUUGUGACCUAGUGUUUUUUCCUAAAUUUUGUCUUUUUGAGAUUUUAUAUCGCAAUGUUUGGAGUCGAUUUCAACGAGUAACUCAUUUUCUGGGUUCCUAUUUUAGAUUCGGUUGGGAUGGCAUGAUGCUGGUACCUAUGAUAAGAAUAUCAAAGAGUGGCCUAGAAGAGGAGGCGCAAAUGGAAGCCUGAGAUUUGAAGGAGAGCUGAAACAUGCAGCCAAUGCCGGUUCGUGACUGUUCUGGACCAUCUCAUUCAAAGAUUCUUGAUGUUUCUGUCCAUUGACAUGAUUCUGCAGGCCUUGUCAAUGCCUUGGCGCUACUUCAACCCAUUAAGGACAGAUAUCCUGGCAUUACAUAUGCCGAUCUAUUUCAGUUAGCUAGUGCUACAGCAGUGGAGGUUUGCAUUUGUUUCAAUCCUCUCUUUCUCUGAUAUGGUUCAUUAGUGAUGAGGAAGAGGGAAUUCAAAACGUUGAAUUUGGUGUAAAUCGAUAAAAAAUGGUCACAUCUUCUUCUUUUCUUCUUCUUUUUCAACCAUCAGGCUGCUGGAGGCCCCAAAAUUCGAAUGAAGUAUGGUCGUAAAGAUGUCACUGAACCCGAGCAAUGCCCAGAAGAGGGCAGGCUUCCUGGUAUGGCCAUUUCACGGAGCUGAUUUGCUAUUCAAAUUUCAAUGAAGAUUCAAUGUACAUCUUUUUGUGGGCUUGGGAUUUCCAGUUAAAUCUGUAGAGCAAACCAAGACCCUGCAAAGUGUCACCCGUGCAUCUGUUAGAUAUCAUUUUACAUGCCAUACAGAAUCAUUGCUUAUCUAUAGCUUUUCUAACAUUGCGAGAAUAUUUCGGUCUUCAUCCACUUGCUCCAUGUUAUAUCUUUUGGCUACUUAAGGUGAUGCCACGUGUUAUAUCUUUUGGAUGUUGUUCAUUGCCGUUUAUUGCAAUACAAUGCACCUAAUUUCCCUCUUCCCUUAAAAAAUUGUUGGAUUUGUUAGCAUAAUCGCUCGGUAUGAUUUUCAUUUAGGUGAAGCAAUGACAAAUGUAUGACACUGUAUCCAUUCUGGUGAUGGAAAAUUUUCCUUCUGAACUUGUCUUUUCUUUUUUCUCAAUUUCGUGCUUAUAUGGCUCACAAUGAUCAAUACAGUUCUCAGGGGACUUCCCCUUUGUAUUGCUUUAAGGAAUUUUAUUCUAUGACUGUUGACAAUGAAACCCGCACAUAGCAUUGACGGGGCUACCUUUGAUUCAUUGGUGUUCUUCUCUGGUUGCCAUUCCUGCGCACACUCUUCAGCUACUGAUUGACACUAACAGAGGCCUUACACUUGUUUUAAAUGCCUAGACGCCGGCCCACCCUCCCCUGCUGGACAUCUGCGGGCUGUGUUCUACAGAAUGGGCCUUGAUGAUAAGGUUUGCAUUACAGGAUAUGUUCUUGAUGAUCCACUUUUGCAUCGCUCAUUUCUACUCAUCGCUUCUCUGUUUAGGAAAUUGUUGCAUUAUCAGGUGCUCAUACACUAGGAAGGGCCAGACCUGAUCGCAGCGGUUGGGGCAAGGCAGAGACCAAGUAUACGGUAUGGAUACCCCGUCCACUACAACAGUUGCUAUCGCAGCAUGCUGAUUAUUUUCCCUCCUAGGAGAGCUAGGAACCUUCUCUUAGAGAGCAUGUGUCAUGGAGAUGAGCGCAAGAACAGUACUCUAGCCAUAUAUCAAAAUCCCUUGCCCGUUUCCCCCUAUAUUAUACAUUUCUUUUUCUUUUUUCGUUAAAACUUUCUAAUAAUGUAAACCAUAACAUUCACUGGAAAGUAUUUGCAUCCAGAUUCAUCGGUUAUUAUCACAUUUAUUUCCAGUUGAUUAAAGCUGUUGCAUCUCCAAUCCCAUGCAUUGAUUACCAAGCUUAGUUUUUCAAAUAUAAUAUAUAUAUAUAUCCCAUAUGCAUGGCUUGUUUACAGUUAGUCUAGUAGAUAAUAUCCUUAAAUCUUGCUAUAUAUGGCUCAAUGAAGAUGCUUUAUCUGACCUAAUUAUCUGUAAAAUGAUUGACAGAAAGAUGGGCCUGGGGCACCCGGUGGCCAUUCAUGGACCGUUCAGUGGUUGCAGUUCGAUAACAGCUACUUUCAGGUAAGAAAAGAAAGCUACAUUUAGCCUUAGAACAUGUUAUAACCCUGCGAGUUACUUUUCCCAGGAUAUCAAAGAACGAAGAGACAAAGAUCUGCUCGUUCUGCCCACUGACGCUGCCCUCUUUGAAGACCCCUCCUUCAAGGCAAAGCACAUGAAUUCCAGAUGCGCCUUCUCUCUACAAAGUCAGACCAUGGUCGAGUUAAUUUAUCUGUCGGUGCUCGUUCAGGUGUAUGCUGAGAGGUACGCCGAGGACCAGGACGCCUUCUUCGAGGACUACGCAGAAGCCCACGCCAAGCUCAGUAACCUGGGCGCUGAGUUCGACCCUCCUCAGGUGUGCCUCUGAGCCACCAUCUUCUCUUCCCUGACAGCAAGUAAUCUAUAGCUUAUGAUGACUGCCCCCCCCCACCAGGGUUUCUCCAUUGAUGGCGUCCCCAACAGCCCCGAGGUCUGA